ACAUUCAGCUGAGUUUACUUUUUACGGCGAUAUGGCGGAGCAGACAAUCAAUGGCGUUCCUCAGCCACCGCUUCUGCCUCCGGCUACCGUUUCCACCCUACCAGUUCCGAGCUCUUCCGUCAUUAUCUCUAUGACACAGUCACCAAGGGUUCCUGCCAGUGGAGCAUCGUCUCUGAUACUGACAUCCUUGCUGUGCCCCCAUGGGAUCUCCCAGAUUUCUUGGAGUUUCUUGACGUUCUUUCUUUUUCUUCUUUCGUUUUCUGUCAUAGGAAUGGGCUCAAAUGAAAAGGAGGGUUACUAUUUUUACGCAAGGGAAAGAAAAUCGAAAUCUGCAGGUUCUAAGAGGAACAAUAGGGUUAUAAAGGUCAACAAGCAAGCUUUCUGGAAAUUGAAUUUCUCUGAUGAUGUUUGGGAAGAUGGGUUGCUGUGGGGAAAGAGGAACACUCUGAACUAUUUCAGUGGGCCUAAUGCGAAAACCGACUGGUUGAUGUAUGAAUUUGUGUUGGAUCCAUCGCUUGCGAAUGGGAAUGAUGGUAAUGUUGUCCUCUGUAAUGUGUACAAGAAGAAAGAUUCAAAAGAGGAGAAACGGGGACGAGGUCCAGAGGGAAGCAACGUUAUGGGAAAAGGAAAGACGUGUCCGGAAAGUUCUGAGAAAGGAGCGAAGAUUGUGCCUUGUCUUGACGUUAAUUCUGGACAACCUCUCAAGCGAAGAAGGAUGAAUUCUUGCUUUCCACAGUUGAACCAAAAGACUCAAUUUGUGGACGGUGCGUUGUCUUCAGCAACUCCUCUCAACAUAAAGGAGACUCAUCAUUCAGAAGCUGCCAUACAGCCAUCUUUCUCAACUGAGCCCUACCUUAAGGGCUUUCAUCAAACAGAAGUCGUUGUAUCAAGCACAGCAAAUCACUGCGUAGAUACUGCACCAGUUGAUGAUGAUCCUAAACUGUAUUACCAGCUGCCUGCUGCAUUGGGUUCAGCUAAUCCCUACAUUCGGGAGACUCUUUCAGAAGCUGUUAUACAGCCAUCUUUCUCAACUGAGCCCUACAUUGAGGGCAUUCAUUUAGCAGAAGUUGCUGCAUCAAGCACAACAAAUCAGUGUGUAGAUGCUGCACCAGUUGAUGAUCCUAAACUGUAUUACCAGCCUCCUUCUGCAUUUGGCUCUGCUAUGCCCUACAGUCAGGAGACUCAUUCAGCAGACGCAGCACCAUGCACAAUCAACCACUCUUCACCUGCAGAACCAUGCACUAUGGAUGCAUCUUCAUCGAGCAGUAUUACACCAACUGAUGAUCGUAAUGUGUAUUACACAGAGCCUGAAUGGGAACAGGAGAUCCAGCAAUAUCUGAGUUUUGACCCAAUCGAUCAGCUGAAUGACAGUGAUGACUUUGACAGGGAGUAUUUUACUCCAUUUUUCAAUAUGUAGCUAGCUAUCACCAUGCCCAGCCAUACAGAUGCAUAUAGAUUAUUGCUCUUGAUGUAUAUAUUGACGUACUUUCCCCAUUCAAACUUUUGAUCUUGAUGUGUUUAUCCAAGUUAAUUUCAAUAGAUUCAUAUCUUUGUUUUAUUUAUUUGAUCCAUGCUUUUUCCUAAUUUCGAUGGAAUUAGAUGCAUAUAAAGAUAAUUGUUUUUC
This is a messenger RNA of Rubroshorea leprosula, 1624 nucleotides long. NCBI's taxonomy places the organism in Eukaryota, Viridiplantae, Streptophyta, Magnoliopsida, Malvales, Dipterocarpaceae. The record is from the annotation of a GenBank genome assembly.